Messenger RNA from Yamadazyma tenuis ATCC 10573, 2067 nucleotides. RefSeq names its product phosphoribosylaminoimidazole carboxylase (gene ADE2). NCBI's taxonomy places the organism in Eukaryota, Fungi, Ascomycota, Pichiomycetes, Serinales, Debaryomycetaceae. Gene Ontology annotation, biological process: 'de novo' IMP biosynthetic process. The record is from RefSeq and is a predicted model, not a curated record. Gene Ontology annotation, molecular function: ATP binding; phosphoribosylaminoimidazole carboxylase activity; metal ion binding.
GGGCCGAAUGUUGGUCGAAGCUGCCAGCAGAUUGAACGUCCGCACCCGUAUUUUGGACAAGGGCUUGUCGCCCGCCAAACAAAUCAAUGCAUCGGAAGUACAUGUUGAUGGCUCAUUUACUGAUUACAAGAGCAUUAAGGAGUUGGCCCUUCAAUCAGACGUAUUGACGGUUGAAAUCGAGCACGUUGAUGUUGCUGCUUUGGAGCAGGUGCGAGUUGAAACUGGAAUCAAGAUUUAUCCUUUGCCGGAAACUAUAAGGUUGAUCCAGGAUAAGUACUUGCAAAAAGAGCAUUUAAUCAAACAUGAUAUUCAGGUCGUUGAAUCUGUGGCGUUGAACGAGAAUAGUCGUGAAGAAGUUUUGAAGAUUGCUGAUAAGCUUGGGUUCCCGUUGAUGUUGAAAUCAAGAACUUUGGCGUAUGAUGGCAGAGGCAACUUUGUGGUGAAGACCAAAGACUCAAUCGAAGAAGGUCUUGAAUUCUUGAAGGACCGUCCUUUGUACGCCGAGAAAUGGUGUCCGUUUGUCAAGGAGUUGGCAGUCAUGGUUGUGAGAUCCAUCGAAGGGGAAGUUUUCAACUACCCAAUUGUGGAAACCAUCCAUAAAGAUAACAUCUGUCAUUUGGUGUAUUGCCCUGCUCCAGUGAAUGCUUCUGUAAUGGCAAAAGCCGAAAUUUUAGCCAGGAAUGCCAUCAAGACGUUUCCUGGAUGUGGCAUUUUUGGAAUCGAGAUGUUUGUGUUGGAAAACGGCGAACUUUUGAUCAACGAAAUUGCUCCAAGACCCCACAAUUCCGGACAUUAUACCAUUGACUCGUGUGUUACAUCUCAGUUUGAGGCUCACAUUAGGGCCAUCACAAACCUCCCCUUACCCAAGAACUUUACAUGCUUAACCAACUCAUCCGUUCACUCGAUUAUGUUGAAUGUUUUGGGUGAUAAAGAACAUAAUAAAGAGUUACAGGUGUGUCGCAGAGCCAUGGAAUUGCCAAACACCAGUGUGUACCUAUAUGGAAAGACAUCUAGACCCCAGAGGAAAAUGGGCCACAUCAACGUCGUCGACACUUCUAUCUCCAACUGUGAACGUAAACUUGAUUAUAUUUUAGGGGAAGCUACAUCAUAUGAAGUUCCAGUUGAAGGUGAUCAAAAGCCAUUGGUCUCUAUUGUAAUGGGCUCUGAUUCCGACUUAGUAGUCAUGUCCCAGGGUGCCGAUAUCUUGAAGAAGUUUGGAGUUCCUUUCGAAUUGACCAUUGUUUCUGCCCACAGAACUCCUAUAAGAAUGCAACAGUUUGCUAUGCAGGCCCAGGGAAGAGGUAUCAAGUGUAUAAUAGCCGGGGCUGGUGGUGCUGCCCAUUUACCAGGAAUGGUUGCUGCUUUGACCUCUUUGCCAGUGAUAGGUGUCCCUGUAAAGGGGUCCACUUUGGAUGGAGUAGACUCCUUACACUCGAUUGUACAAAUGCCUAGGGGAAUUCCUGUGGCCACCGUUGCCAUUAACAAUUCCACUAAUGCGGCAUUGUUGGCUAUCCGUAUAUUGGGUACUGAUGAUGAGAAAUGGCUCAAUGAAAUGAACCAAUACAUGUUAAACAUGGAAAGCGAGGUGUUAACAAAGGUCGAAAGGUUAGAGAGAGUUGGCUACGAGAAGUAUUUUUCUUUUGGGAAAUAGUGUCGAUAUUUACUAUAAAAUCAUCAAGUUUGUAACAUCAAUAUAUCGUUAACUCCAAAUGUAAUUUUGUUAUUUUAGGAGAAUGUAAGAAAUAACCCGUUAAAUGCCCUUUAUAUGUAUUAGAAUUUCAAUGCCUUGCCAGUCUUUUUCUUACUGUUCUUUUUCUGCUUGUACUGCAGCUUCCUGGAGUCUCUCCACCCGGAGGUUGAGAUCUUCUUAUCGGCAUUCACCGCUUCAUUAUCUUCGAGCUUACUACCAGUCUUGUCUUGCUUGUUCAACUCUUCCUUCAUUUUGUUGGCGAGUCUCUCCCGUCUCUUAUCAUCAAGGUCCUUGAACUCCUUGUUUCUCUUUAUGCUUUUGGCCCUUAACACGUUCUUGGAUCUUAAUGAUUUGGCCAUUGUAGUACAGUUGAGGAU